GAAGUGUCUGCUCAAUGGUCCAAUCUGCUGCAAACAACUGCAACUUUACUACUUGACAGAAGAUUUCAGCUCGUCCUAAAGAUGUCAUCUUCACAGCCAUUCUCAGCCACAACAAACCAGCACCGGCGGGUGUCCACCAAGUCUAACCCUGGGUUUUUGGAGCGGCUCAGUGAGACAGCAGGAGGGACAUUGAUUGGUAUUGGGAUGUUCUUCCUGUCUAUUUAUAUACUAUUUACCAACGAGGGUCGAGCAUUACAGACACAAUUGUCUCUGGAUGAGGGACUGUCUCAGGUUGUGUCUUUAGACUCUUACUUUGGCCUCGAUCCACAAAAUGACAACCGUUUAGUUCAUUUGUCCGCAAAGCUUCACACAGCUCAGCCUCUUCAUGACCCAAACUACAGAGUGGUGGUACAGGCCGUAAAGCUGAAAAGGGAGGUCGAAAUGUAUCAGUGGGUGGAGUAUUCAGAAAGCAGGGACUACCAAGAAAAUGGUGAAACAAAAACCGAGACAACCUACACAUACAACACUGAAUGGAAAUCAGAAUUGGUGAAUAGUCGUAAUUUUGCUGAGGAAAUUGGUCACCAAAACCCAAGUGCUAUGGCUGUUGAGAGUGUGACAGUGGUAGCUCCUGAAGUCAGAGCUGGGCCUUUCAUUUUGUCCAAAGGACUCAUUAACAAUAUAAACAACUUCCAGACACUGAGUUUGAGAGAUUUUAAUGCCAUAAAUUUAGAUCCUUUUCUCACCAUUCAUGAUGAUUACUUCUAUCACACCCAAUACCCACGCAAACCAGAAGUUGGUGAUGUGCGAGUGAGAUUUUCCUAUGCUGGUCUGAGUGGAGAGCAGUCUUGGCUCGGGACACCUCAAACUGUGAGUAUUGUGGCAAUGCAAAGAGGAGAGCAGCUGAUGCCAUUCAAAACUAAAUCGGGUGACAUUUUGGAGUUUCUGUACUUGGAGAACCUGUCUGCAGAGGAGAUUUUUGACAAGGAGCACCAGUUCAAUAGCAUUAAAACUUGGGGGCUGAGAGUGGCCGGUUGGGCUCUCAUGUGUUUGGGAAUUCAGCUGGCGAUGCGCAUCAUCUACACCCUAGUGGACUGGGUUCCUGUCCUGAGAGAGCUGGUAUCUGUGGGCAUUAAGAUUUUUGCUGUGUGUGUCUCCUGCUCCCUCUCCCUCCUGGUCAUUGGCAUUGGUUGGUUGGCUUACCGCCCCCUAGUGGCUUUUUCCUUGGCAGCAAUAGGGUUGAUUCCAUUGUUUAUUGCUCGCUCAGGAUUUCCAGCAAAGAAAGAUGAAUGAGUAUUGCACUGAAUGUAGUUUGGGUUGUGUGUGGACAUGUGUCCUUUGUAACCAGGAUGUUUACAUUGUACUCACUCAAAUUAAGACAACUUCCUGUGAUAUUGUUACUCUGCAUUUUUGUUGCUUAGAAUAUACCUCACUUGUGUCUGCCAAAUUGGUAUGCAUUUAUUAGACGCAUUACUGUCCUGCAAUACAUUAGGUGGUUUGUGAGGCUUUUGUUUUUUUAUAACCUUGAGAUUGUUUUUGAAAAUGCCAAAGAAAGGGGUUUAUGCAUUGAUGUCAAACCCUUACUGUACUGUUUUGUUGCAUGAAAGAAAGAAUUGUAGACAUGUGUGCAUAAAAGUUAUGUAGUGUUGUGUUUUACAGCUCAUAGUCUCCUGUUUUAUCUUUCAGGUUUUACACAGCUGUCCAUUAUUAUUACAAUAAACCAUUGCAACCAGCCGAUAACAAAUUCAGACAGAAGAAAAUACCAGUGUGAUAAAUGUAAAGCACAUAUUUAUUGUGUGCAAUGCCUUCAAUGGCAAAUAUUUUUGCAGGAAUAGGUUUACUGAUUCAUAAGAUUUCGUUUUUAAAUUGUCAUAAUCAGUCCUUUCAAAGCAUCAACAUGGACCUUAAAAAUGUGUGUUGAUGUUAAUUGCAUUAUACUUCACAAAUUGACAUGUUAAAUGUGUACUCCAAAUGGAAAAAAACAAA
Molecule: messenger RNA, 1983 nt
Organism: Periophthalmus magnuspinnatus
Lineage: Eukaryota; Metazoa; Chordata; Actinopteri; Gobiiformes; Gobiidae
Product: transmembrane protein 43
Exons: 12
Coding region: 82-1290 (402 amino acids)
Biological process (GO): nuclear membrane organization
Cellular component (GO): nuclear inner membrane
Source: RefSeq, a predicted model, not a curated record